This is a messenger RNA of Epinephelus fuscoguttatus (brown-marbled grouper), 6807 nucleotides long. RefSeq names its product up-regulator of cell proliferation-like. Lineage: Eukaryota; Metazoa; Chordata; Actinopteri; Perciformes; Serranidae. The transcript is spliced from 5 exons. Bases 193 to 5151 code for a protein of 1652 amino acids. The record is from RefSeq and is a predicted model, not a curated record. Gene Ontology annotation, molecular function: GTP binding.
AGGGCUGCAUUGGCACAAACUGUGAGGUGUGGCGCGUUAUCCUCUGAACACAUCGUUUACCCAUGAACACUGCAUACCAAAGGAAAGUCCCGGAUAAGAAAAUGCAACACUGCCAUGCUCACAUCUCUUCCUCAAAGUGUGAAGCUGCUUGAAUAACCUGGAGUGAGUGUGGGAUGACAGUGUCUACCCACAAUGGAGCAAAUCAGUAAGUGCACUGAGGCAGAGGACUCUCCAUCAACACCAUGGUCUGCCAGCAAGAGUGAAUGUCAUCAGACUGAUGCAAGUGAUAAAGUGCCCUGCCCUCCUUUGAAGACAACAGUCUGUCAUGUCAGCAGCCAGCUAGUGUCUCCUGCAGGUGAAGAGGAGAGCUGCAUCGGGAUUCAUUGCAGGGACGAAGAAAAUGUGCCAGAGACAAUGGGCAUAAACUUCUCAACCCCAGGAGCGCAAAACAUAAUCCAUGAGCCUACGCGCUCAAAGACACAACUGGAGAUCUUAUUGGAGGUUCUGGGAUUGGAGCAGCACUACACAGAGAAGCUAUCCCUGAGCAGAAUACUGUGGAUUGAUGAGAAGAGUGUUACUGAUGAACCUGCCAAGUGCCAUUCAGAUCUUCCAUGGUAUUUUCUGAAGAAACUGAUGAUGGUUAAUGUGACAGCUAGGAGUAUGAAAUGUACAGCUGCAUGUGAGUCAAACUGUGAUGAGCUGUCAGGGAAUACAGAGUUAGAGCUUGAUGAUCUGCUCGUCAGUCAACAUUCAGAUGACAUGUUAAACCCCCUUGACAUAAUCACUGCUCUCUUUCUGUGUUCUGAUGCUUUUGUGCAACAGGAAAUGGCACUCAAAAUGUCUAUGUGUCAGUUUUCUGUGCCUCUGUUGCUUCCCAAUUGUGACACAAAGCAGUGCACACUCAUGCUUUGGGCCAUGAGAGACAUCGUUAAAAAGUACAGACCUCAGUCACUUUCAGAGUCCAAGGGCUUCAUUGAACAAAGAAUUGUUCUCUCUGAACUUCCAAUGAUAUCUUUUGUGAGACUGGGUGAGUGCUCCCUGUCCAAGUCAGAGAUCCUCAAUAAGCUUCUGAGCAAUUCUCAGCAGUACCAUGAUACCUUUGUUCAUCAUGAUAUGGAGUGUGGUGACAGUCCAAGGAGAAUAUCCAAUGGACUGGUUGAAAUGACUUGGUACCUUCCUUGUGGGAACAAAAACAUGGAUAUUUUCAGUGAGCCAGUAGCUGUAGCUAACCUUCGUGGAGACAUUGCUUCAUUUGAAACACAGUUUUCUUUUUUGUGUCAGACAUCAGCAGCAGUUUUUGUGUUCUUUGACAAUUUGGACUCUGAGUGCGAGCUGCUCACCAACCAACACCACAAGGCACAGAUCUUUUUGGUAGGUAACCAUCAAAGUAAGCACUUCAGUGUUGAUGCUGUGAAAGAGGUUGCAACCAAGUUAGGCUUGACUAAAAGCAACAUCAUUUUAAAGACUAAGCAAAUGAAUGGUGCAGACUUUGUCAAAAAAUUGCAGAGAACAGUCAACAAUGUAGUUGAGAACUCAAAGAUGAAGAUGCAGAUUGAGCAGAUGGCUGACAUUGCCUAUGAACUGGGAAUCUUGGUUGAUGAGGACUCUUCAGAGUGCCAGACUGCCAAGAAAAAUGCAGAUGCCAUUACUGCAGAAAUUCAAGACAUCCUUAAAUACAAAGACACUCAGCUACCCUUGCAAGGCCAAAUAUGGAAGGAACUGACUCGCUUGGAGAAGGAACAAUUUCGGCUUCGAAAUGUUGGGUCCCAGAAUGUAGAAAAGUACAAAAGUGACCUUGAGAUACAGAAAACAGAACUUAGGGAUAAACAGAACUCUUGUGACAUGUCAAAUGCAAUGACAUGUUUUAUCAAUGCAAUAACAAGCCCAGGGAUAGAGAGGUGCUAUUUCCUGAAAUGGAUGCGAAUGAACCUUGAUAACCUGUCUCGAGAAAAACUGUCUGGCCUUCGGGAGCAGUACAAAAAGAAAUGCAAGAGUUCUGAGAACAAAGAGGAGAUCAAAGAAAUUGACAGGCACCUCUCUGACAGCUCACUGGGGACUGAACACUUCUUCCGUGAAAUGGGUCAGAUCUAUGAGGCUUCACUGUCCCUCCCAGAAACAGACCCAUCACGUAAGCAGUUUCAACAUCUGCCCAAACUAUGUGCAGAAUUGUUACUUGAUGGAUUUCCCCUUGAGUUUGUAGAUGGAGAUGCCUCCAACAUACCUCUCAGAUGGGUGAGUGACGUCCUCUCUCAGCUCAAUGGCUUGGUGUCUCCUAAGAACAAGAUACUGGUGGUCACAGUUCUUGGAGUUCAGAGCACAGGAAAGUCUACUCUCCUCAACACCAUGUUUGGAGUGCAGUUUGCAGUCGGCAGUGGUCGAUGCACUCAAGGUGCCUUUAUGUUGCUCAUCAGAAUCAGUGAAGAUGUUCAAAAAGUCCUCAACUGUGACUUCAUGGUGAUCAUUGACACUGAGGGCUUAAAGUCACCAGAGCUUGCACAACUGGAUAAUAGCCAUGAGCACGACAAUGAGCUUGCAACACUUGUUGUGGGGCUGAGUGAUAUCACCAUCAUCAAUAUCGCAAUGGAGAAUUCAACAGAAAUGAAAGACAUCCUACAAAUAGUUGUGCAUGCUUUUCUCAGGAUGACAGAGGUGGGCAAAAAGCCCAAAUGUCAGUUUGUCCACCAGAAUGUGUCGGAUGUUUCAGCUCAUGAGAAGAACUCAAAAGACAGGAAACUGCUCUUGCAACAGUUAAAUGAGAUGACCCAGGCAGCAGCCAAAAUGGAAAAGAAAGAGGAGAAAAUGAGCUUCAGUGAUGUGAUGGAGUACAGUCCAGACACUGGGAACUGGUACAUUCCUGGACUGUGGAAUGGAAACCCACCAAUGGCACCAGUCAAUGCAGGGUACAGCGAAGCUGUAUAUGAGCUCAAGAAAAAUGUCAUCCAAAUUUUGGGACGUUGUGAGUCAUCUGCUAACAAUAUCUGGGAGUUUACAGAGUGGAUGAAAAACCUGUGGAAUGCAGUAAAGCAUGAAAACUUCAUCUUCAGCUUCAGAAACAGCCUGGUGGCUGAUGCAUACAUGAGGCUGUGCACAGAAUUCAACAAAUGGGAAUGGGAAUUCAAAAAAGAAAUGUACACAUGGGUUACAAAUGCUGAGACAAGAAUUUCCAAUUUUGGCAUAUUUGCUGUGGAAUCUGAGACACCUGAUAUGAAACAAUUUCUUGACCAUUUGAAAAGUGAAGUGUGCACAGUGCUGACGGAAUGGGAGACAAAGCUUCUUGAUAAUUUGUCACAGUACUUCAAGCAAACAGAGGGUCACGUCUAUCUAGUUGAAGGAUACAGAGAAGACUUUGCAAACAGUGCAAAGACCCUUCGACGAGAAAUGGAGAGCUCUGUGUUUAAUCAACUCACAGCAACAGCUGACAUCAGACAGGGAAUGGCAGAACUUGAUAAAAUCAAAGAGAAUCACGCAAAAGAAUUAGAGGGCAGAGUGUGUGCACUGAUUGAAGAAUGUCGGGGGAAAAAUGUGGAGAUGACAGAUGAAGACUUGGACGAAGAAUUUGAUGAGAUGUGGAACAGAAUGGUGAAGGAACUCUCCUUCUCUAAGCAAAAGCCUGCUGAUGUCUUUGCAAGGGUGUACCACUACCUGAGAGAAAAUCUCAGACGUAAGGGAAGCCAUGUCUGUCAGUUGUUAAGUGAAAAAAGCCUGACAGAAUGUGGACUUGUUCCUUUCAAAUAUACUGCAGAAGGAUUCUUCAACCAGUGGAAACACAGAAUCACCAAGUUCUUCAACAUUGAAGAUCACAUAAAGACCGUACAGCAAAUGGCUGACAGUAUCAUAGCAGAUUGCAAACAGUUUGUGACUGGAAAAGUGGGAAGAAAAAGCAAUUACCAUGACACUUACAUUCAGGAGAUCCUCCACAUGAUUGACGAGAAGCUGCAAAACAAUAAGGAUAUGAAGACGGAGAUUGAGUUUGAAGUUUCUCUGAAACAGCACAUCUGUGGAGUCACAGCCAGACAGUUUCAGAAAAUGCAUGAAGAUUUCAUACAUGAGAAUGAUCCCUACAGAUGUCUGAAUGAAAACAAAGAUAGGUUUCGCACUGAUUUUAAAGACUUGUUCCAUGAACGAGACCAGUGCCAGAAGAAGGCAGAAGAAUUCACAAACCGCUGCCUGAAGCCUGCAGUCGAAGACUUUGUCAAGCGUUCCUUGGGUCCUGAUAUCAUUGGUGAAAUGAUGACAAGCCAGCAGUUCAGCACACGAAUGUUCUUCCAAUAUUCACUUUUACUGGAUUUGCUCACAAAGGAUGACUUUGAAAACUAUCUAGACUAUAUUCUCUCAUAUGAGCCUUAUGCAAGGAAACAGAUCCUCGACCAAAUAGUAGAACGCUUCUCAGAAGGGUCUACGAUGUUUGAGGAUAAACAUGUUCAGUCAAGCAUCAGGAACAUAACUAAUGCUAUCAACAAAGCUAAAACCAAAAAGACUGGCAACUUGAAGACAUUUGUUGAGGAUAUCUGCAAGGAACUUGGUGAUAAACUGGUCAUUCCUCAGGAUGCACUUGGUGCUUUCAUGAUCCUGAUUAAUGCCGACCCGGAGCAGUUUGCUCACUGGCUCACAAAGUGUGUGAAUGAGAUGGCACCACCUCUUCAAGAGAAGUUUAAAAACACAAGCAUCGACAACAAACUAUUAAAUCUUCAUGUGAUGCCUCACGAGGAGCUUUUCACUAAACUGAUUGGAUGUGGUAAACACUGUCCAUUCUGCAAAGCUCCUUGUGAGGCAGAAGGAAAAAAACACACUGAGCACUGGACGUCACUACAUCGGCCAGAGGCUCUGGGUGAAUUCAGAUGGUACUGGGAAAAUAAACUUGUCACUGACAUGUGCUCUUCCUUGGUGAUCAGUAGGAAAAGUUUCUGCUGCAGUGCUACUGAAGGUAAAUGGCACCGUUACAAGCGUUACAGAGAGAUUUUCCCUGACUGGAAAAUUGUUCCAGAUGCAAACCUUCAGGCGUCAGACUACUGGAAAUAUGUAAUGACAAAGUUCAACAAAGAGUUUGCUGCAGAAUUCAACACAAAGCCUGCUGAUAUUCCUAAAGCUUGGAGAAAUAUCACACGUGAGCAGGCAGGAAAGAGUCUCAAAGAGUCAUUUCAUAUCAAGUGAGAGAGUACUUACAUUGUCCUCACUUGCUUUAAGUGCGCACAUGUACAUGUUCUCCUUACUUGUUUUACAUGAUAUAGAAGGGAAUCACGGGCGGCACGGUGGUGUGGUGGUUAGCACUCUCGCCUCACAGCGAGAGGGUUGCCGGUUCGAUCCCGAGCGUGGGAGCCCUUCUGUGCGGAGUUUGCACGUUCUCCCCGUGUCAGCGUGGGUUCUCUCCGGCUUCCUCCCACAGUCCAAAGACAUGCAGAUUGGGGACUAGGUUAAUUGGUGACUCUAAAUUGUCUGUAGGUGUUAAUGUGAGCGUGAAUGGUUGUUUGUCUCUAUGUGUCAGCCCUGCGAUAGUCUGGCGACCUGUCCAGGGUGUACCCUGCCUCUCGCGACCCACAAGAGGAUGAAGCGGUUAGAAGAAGAAGGGAAUCACAAAUAGUUUAGGGGUAAGAUGACAAGGUUGAAGAUAUUGUUAGUACACUGGUAUUUUACCACAGCAGCUUGUAACACGGACACUGGAGAAAAACAUUGCAUUUAGUGCUCACCUUUACCUGAGAUUGCGAUUUCUGUGUUUUAUAAAAACACUCUGCUUCAAGUCUGUUUUAUGUUGAUGAGGACACUUUAAAAUACUUUAUGAAAUUUUGAGUCAGUGUACAUGUUAGGCAGCACAUGUUAAAAACAUACAAAAUGUUUUUGAGUUAAAUCAGAAUGUAUGAUGUUUUUGUGACAGAUGAAUGUUAUACAGUUAAUGAAGUGACACACAGUUAAUCAAAUACGAUAUAUGUGAUCUUUUAGUGAAAGUUUUUGUUUCUGUGCAGUCUUCAUGUGGUAUUGUCAUAACAAGACAGAAUGUUUUAUCUGAUUAAGUAUGAUAUGUGAUUGUUCAUGUAAAGUUAGAUUCUCUGAAGUAUUGUUUCUGUGCAGUAUCUGCUGCAAAAUAUUUACAUUUCCAAUGUAUUAAAAGAUUAUUCAGUCUAUAUGUCAGUAUUAAGGUUUUCAUGGCAAAGUUUUUUUCUUAUCUAACCGAGUAAACUGUGUUAGUUGCUCAACUCAAAAUUUUAUGUGCCUUUGUUUUUUUCUUAUAUUUAAGUCCAAAUUGUAAAUUUUUAAGUGUAUAUGAUCUUUUCAUCUAAAUUUAGAAUGUUUGUGUUUGUUUCUGUGAAGUAUCUGAUGCCACAUAUUUGCAUUUUCACCAAUUAUAAGAUCAUUCCGUCUAUAUUUGGUAUUGUCAACAUGUAGUCCACUGUAUACAUGACUGUAUUUACAUGCAAGUUUGUUUUAAGCAUAUCAAGUAUACGUAAUCUUUUUUUCAUUCCGAAUUCAGAAUCUCUGUUUAUUUGUUUUUGUUUCAGUUAAGUAUCUGAUUCCACAUCUUUACAGUUUAGAAAUAGCAUUGAUUUUAUUGUCAACAUUUAUACAUGACAGAGACUUUGUUCUAAGCCUGUGGUCUUUCUUUAACUCUGAAUUGAAAAUGUAAUGCCAUAUAUUGCAUUCUGAAGGAAUUUAAAAGACCAGUCAUUCUAUAGUCAAUUUGCUAUUGUCAUCAUGAAUACAUUAUUUACUUAUGUUAACUGUUUCAAUAAGGAGACAAAAUGGCAGACUGGUUAUAUUCUUUAAUGUUUCAACUCAUGUCUUGGGCUUCUGAAUUCAAUAAAGAAUGGAACAAGA